Zophobas morio is the source of this 1466-nucleotide messenger RNA. RefSeq names its product protein slit-like. The transcript is spliced from 2 exons. Bases 249 to 1331 code for a protein of 360 amino acids. Gene Ontology annotation, molecular function: protein binding. Lineage: Eukaryota; Metazoa; Arthropoda; Insecta; Coleoptera; Tenebrionidae. The record is from RefSeq and is a predicted model, not a curated record.
AAACAUCAUCGAAAAGUGCACAGCUUCACGUUUUCACUCUGUUCUUCGUCCGCGUUUUCGCGGAAUCGUCAAAAUAACAAAAUGUUUUCCAAAUGGGCGAUAAAGUGUUAUUCAAGUAUUGCAUUGUGUGACAUUAUUUUAUCAUAAAAAAUAUAACUGUAUCAGAUUGUCGGAGUUCUCGUCAAAAUAACAAUAGACACAUGUAAUCAAAUCGUAGAUUAGGUAACACAAUUUUUCUAGGAGAUAAAAUGAUCCAUAUUGUGCUCCUAAUCCUGGUCUUGCUGACUGAAACCCACGCCGGUUGUCCCCUAAUAUGCAACUGCACCGAGAAUUCCAUAAACUGCGUCUCCAAAAACCUGGAGAAAGUCCCUUCUUUCGAAAGCCUGGAUAACAACCCCCUCAUAAUCGACUUAUCCGGAAACUCCAUAUCCCUCAUCGGCAUGGACCACUUCAGCUUCGAUAAAAGCGAGGAAGUCAAAGAAGUUUUCUUGAACAACUCGGGAGUUGUAGCAAUCGAAGAAGCGGCGUUCGAAGAACUCGAAAACUUGCAAGAACUUUACUUAAGCGACAAUUUGCUGAACGCAGUACCUGAAAAUUUCCUCAUACACAACGAGAACAUGGUUUUGCUGGAUUUGUCGACUAACUAUUUCACCGACAUGCCGAAAAUUAAGUCGAAGAGUUUGGAAGUCUUCACGAUUGCGAGUUCGGGGGUUUCGAACAUACCCAACGGCGCUUUGGACGGGUUACCGAAUCUGCGCAUACUUUUACUUUCGCAGAAUAAUCUGAAAACCAUCAAUCCUGUAAUCUUUGACCGCAUGAGCAAUCUUUUUUUUAUUAGCGUGGCGUUUAACCCGUGGGACUGUAACUGUAAGACAAUAAAGUUGUUUGAUUACUUGAUGGAGAAGAGGUUCGUUGAUUUGACGGAAACCGUUCAGUGUAGGAACGAAAAUAGGAUGUUCGUGGAUAUUUAUAGAGAAGAUGGGGUAGUGGCGGCGUUUAAGGACCAGUGUGAUAAUUUUGUUAUUAUGGCAGACAGCGAGGAACCGAAAGAAAUGGAAAUUUCGCUGAAAAAUCUGGAUGUUGGGGAUUCGGAAGUUCUGACUACUGCUACAAGCGAAAAAUUGUCUGAAGAACCCGCUCCUGAUAUAUAUUUCAGUGACUUUUCCUACAUUGUAAUUUUAGGGAUUUCAGUUUUCCUAAGUUUGCUCACGGGUGGAGUGUGCGGGAGUUACCUCACCUUCAGGUAUAUGAAACGAAACAUAACACCGACCGAAAGUACAAAAGAACUACUCUGCAGACUUGAAGACAAUGUUGUAAGAUACAGCUUCUGAUCAUAUUUCAGUGUUAUUUUUUGUGUAAAUAGUAUUUAUAUUCUCUUUUUUGGGACAAAUUAAAAAUUUAACUGUUUUAAGUUAUGUCUGAAAUCCACUACCUGGGCAGUUGCUAAUAAAACUAACUUUUCACUA